AAAAGUAAAAGCAUAUUCUAAUACAACAGUAUUCAAACAAUUUACAUUAUAUCUUUGUGAUUCAGUGGAAAUCCCACAAAACUUCUUCCUGGUUUGGCACGGUUUAUUACCUUAAGCGAGGAGUCUAGGUCUUUGUAGACGGAGCUAGUUUUGAAGAAGCGACUGGUGAAUACGUAUAUAGUUCAUAGAAUCAAUUCAGAAAGGGAAGACUUGUUACAUGCACGUGUCAUCUGGACCUGGGUUAACGUUCUUCUGGAUGAAGAGUCGCUCACGGUGACUCGUGGAGGUUCUCAGACGGAUCCAAGUGAUUUAUGAUUCCUUCAUGUAUAUGACUGUAGCUGCAUCGAGUCUUUCUAGCCCCAGAAAGGACCUCACUGGUGAACGGUUAGGAAUAGCGACUUGUUUGUGAUAUGAUCUGACGAUAGUGUAUUACAUUUAAAGAACGCUGAACAGGCCGGACAGUUAUAGGUGAGAGAGUAGCAUUUAACUAUUCACUAGUAUAUUAAACUCAUUAGCUAUGAAUGUCACCAACACCAUGAGUACAGAUGGUGUGUCUGUAGAAGGAAAUACAUUUCACAAUGUAAAUAUCACAACAAACGCGGAGACUGGAUCUACGAUGUCACAAAUCUGGACAACAAACAUGCCAAACACCACAGUCAAUGUUUCUUAUUAUACCACUACAGCAACCACAACACCAGGUCCUGCAGGAGAUGGAAUAAAGGGGUGGCAGAUUGCGUUGAUUGUUAUUGCUGUCAUCGUUGUUCUCAUUGCAAUUGUUAUCGCAUUAAUAGCGGUCUUUAGAAAGUCUAACCGGAGAAAAGGAUGGAUUAGGACAUUCACACGAAGCACUGUAGUACAUGCCCGAACUCAGUCGACAGAAGUACCUGAUAUUCGGUUAUCAACGAGCUUGGAUAAUUUAAAACUACAAAACAGCGAAAUUCACGACAAAGCUAGGCCGACAACAACCGAGAGUGAUGACGAUGCAUUUGAUAUGUGUGGCUCUCGUGGUUAUAUCUAUAAGAACACUCAAAUUUUUUUCGAUGGAAAUUCUGACAUUCAACCCGACAGAGCUUUGAAUGACUUGAGAAAAAAUAAAGCUAAAACCGUUAGGCAUGAAGAUGCAGCCAUGCCAAUUGAUGAAUUGAGGAGAACCUUUGAAGAGAUGUCAAUAGAACAGAAAACAUCAUCGUAUCUUGUGACUCCAAAGUUUGCCAUUGGCCAAUUUGAUCAUAUGGGAGGAACGCUUCAACUUCCAGACGGUACAGGACAAUUGUAUAUACCAAAGGGGGCGCUUGAUGCUCCUCACAAUAUACAUAUAUACAGGGAAUCGGAGGCUCAUUCAAAUGGGAUUCCUGUUUUUGACUGUGGGCCUGAUGGUCUAAAGUUUAAGGUACCUGUAAUCCUCAGAGUCUUGUGUAACUCCCUGUCUUCUCAACAACGUAAUGAACUAUCAACCUUUGUACAAAAAGGAAAUGAUAAGGAUUGGACGAACGUCACAGUGGGGGAAAAUAUGCCUUGUUUCUAUGAUGAGGAAACAAGUACAAUCUUAUUUUUCCUGAACCACUUCACAAGGAUUACUGCCCUAAGUGAAACAAAAUUGAAAAUACCAUCACUCGAUCAACCAAACUUGAAUGAAGACAUUUCUGUUACAACAGCAGGCAAUGAUAUUUGUUUAGGUGCAGAGUCCAUGCCUCAGGCCCAACCCAUCUCGGGUAUUUUUGUUGUAGCUACAUAUGCAGGGGGUAUUGACUCAGAACUCCACACUAUGUCAACAAACAUCUAUAUGAUACCGAUAGAGAACAAGCUCACUAUUAAGGAUGUUGAACUGGAGGAAGCAACGUUUGAUCAUUUUCUGGAUGGACCAACGCUCGAAUUCCCUGCCGUUUAUUCUGAUGGAAAUAUCCUUCUGAUAUGCCAAAAUAUAAUUGACUGUCUUUUACAGAGUUCAAAUGAAAAGGUCAUCAGCAUUCGAGCUUUGCAGUUGACGAAUAAGCAGAGAGCAACUUUCUUCUUCAAACAACAAGGAAAUGUGAUCACUCCAAGAGCUGAGAUCGUUGCGCAGCAAAAUAGAGAGACUCUUCUAGAUAUACCAGUUAAUCUUAAUAUUGACGUGGUUGCUGCUCAACGUAGAUUGGAGAGGAAAUAUGGUGUAGGGCAUGAUAAUAGCAACGAUCCUGCAAAGAUUCGUGCUUUCCUAAAGGGCCAAAUACCCAUGGUUAUUCCGAGAAUUCAAUCGCAAGAUAGUCCCAUUGAGGAAUUGGGUGCGUGUUCCCUACCACCAGGCCAAGGAGAAUGGAUUGACAACCAUCCAGUGCUUAUGAGAUCAGAUCUUAAAAGUGAGAAAGGAGCUUGGCGCUCUAAAAGAGAGGCUACUGAGCACAAUGAGUUAACUGCAACCGAACAUGACGACAGAGAUCACCAUGGCAACCUGAUAAGACCAAAUGAAAAAAAACCAGCGCAACAUGAUGAUGUGUACAAGGACAUAAGUGGAGAUCCUACUUCAGAUGAAUUAUAUGUUGGAAAACGAAAAGAAGACAAUAAUGGCAACAGUAAAUGGACACAAAUUAUUCCUGAGAAAGUUGGUCAAAUAAGAAGCAUUGUUGUUGAGGAGUCGUAUCCACGAACUCCAUGCGAGUCAGUGUGCACAGAACCACCAAGUUCUAAUCAAUCCGCGCCACGGGCCCAUCAGCCAUCUACAAUGCAGCUGGCAACUAUAGUAGACGAAACUAAACAAACGCAAAUGUCUUCAAUUGAGGAUAACUCUCGACGUGAACCGAAAUCAUCUUCAAUGAUGAGCGAACCAGCUUCCAAUCCUAUAGAUAAUAAUGAGGGAAGUGAUCAGCAGAACAACAAUACACUCGAAUUGCAGAGUUUGCCAACUAAUUGA
Molecule: messenger RNA, 2887 nt
Organism: Owenia fusiformis
Lineage: Eukaryota; Metazoa; Annelida; Polychaeta; Sabellida; Oweniidae
Source: the annotation of a GenBank genome assembly